UGCUCGCCCCGCCCCUUGACGAGACUCCUCGUAUGGGAAACCUCACCCACAUGAGCUCAUAAAAGUCUUUACCCGAACCAGACGAUAACCUCCUUUUUGGACCACGUUUCAAAGCCUACAAGAAUCGCUUAGCCCGGAGUAUAUUGGACAUGGAGAACUGUCGAAUGAUGGUGAGUCAAAAGCUCAUCCCAAAACGUCAGGGGAGCGGCACCGCACGACGGAACCUGUUCGGCCCGGUCAACCACAAGCAGUUGCACAUGUUCUUCCGGACUGAAAUGAGGAAAGACCUGGAGGAGGCGUCGCGGCGCUGGAGCUACGACUUCAUUGCCGACAAGCCUCUUGAGAGCGGCCAUUUCCACUGGGAGAGUGUCCCGGGCACCACGGUGCCGCGGCUUUUCAGGGCCGGUGUGAUCGCUCAGACGAAAGGUCAAAGGGCGGCAGUUGGUCCCAAGAAAAGAAGAGCGGCGACGUCACCAAAGUGCGGGAAGGAGAACUUCCCUGAAUACGCGUUGGAAAGAUGUCCUCUGGACGUGGAGAAAACACCAGAGAAGAAGGAGAAAGUCCGGCUGAGGAGGAAACAAACUAACAUUACAGAUUUCUAUCAGGCAAAACGAAGAGUGGUUGGAACGCAGAGUAAAUCUGUGGAGUGAAUCCCAUCAGUCCCUGAAGGAGUGCCAAUAUUCCAUCACUCAGAAGGGACCUCAACACCUUGUCUUCACGGUUCUUUAGACAAACUUUAUUGAUCCACAAGGGAAAUUGUUCAAAAUUAGGAUGCUUUUUUUUUGAAAGGGAGGAAGAUUGAACGGGUGGUUUGGGUUUUUCAAGUUGGUAAGAAGUUGACAUUUGAUCUGGGGAGAUUACCGUUAAUCUCCUCAAUGGUGGAUUUAUUCUCAUUUGGAUCAAGCGGGUGUCCAAGUGUCGACUGAAUUAUUCCAUCUGUGCAUUCCGCAACUCAGUGGUGGACAAUACUUAGAAUGAACAAUAAUAAUACUUGAAACACCUCAGAGUUCAUAACAGUCUUCCUCUAUGAAUGUCAUCCAUUGAGGAUGCAAGGUCCUCUUGACAAACAGGAGUCCACUUUUUGUUGUUGGGGAAUGAGUCAUUUUAAUGUUAACUCUCCAUAAGCACUUCCUUUCCAAAGUAUAUUUACCUUUUACAGCUCAGGAUAUUUCUGUGUGGAGGUUGUAUGUUCUCCCCGUGACUGCGUGGGUUCCCUCCGGGUACUCCGGCUUCCUUCCACCUCCAAAGACAUGCACCUGGGGAUAGUUGUGUGGUAACACUAAAUUGGCCCUAGACAUGCACCUGGGGAUAGGUUGAUUGGUAACACUAAAUUGGCCCUAGACAUGCACCUGGGGAUAGGUUGAUUGGCAACACUAAAUUGGCCCUAGUGUGAGAGUGAGUGUGAAUGUUGUCCGUCUAUCUGUUGGCCCUGUGAUGAAGUGGCGCCUUGUCCAGGGUGUACCCCGCCUUCCGCCCGAAUGCAGCUGAGAUAGGCUCCAGCACCCCCGUGACCCCGAAUGGGACAAGCGGUAGAAAAUGGAUGGAUGGAUAUCCACACGCACCACCAAUUCAUAGGAAUAACACUUAGAAGAGUUCUAAUGUGCUAAAUUUAGAUUAGACACGGGUGCCAUCAUGUCGUCUUCUGUCUUGUGCACUGUACGGAUAACACAGUGUAACACAUGUACACAAAGUGUGUGUAUAUAUAUAUAUAUAUGAUAUAGAUAUUAGUUUUAUAGUAUAUAGUUUAUCACUGCAUUGUAAAGUAGCAUUGAUGAAUAGUAAACCCAUUGCAGUAUUGCACAUGCACACAUCCAGCAUUAGUGUUUGCACAUGCAGUAAUUUAAGCGCUUAAUGGUGCCCCACCUGUAACAAUCAUGCAGUGCAUCAGCCUUAAUUGUGAUCUGCCUCAAAUGUUUGUCUCAUCAUGGAUUCUAUGUAUGCUCCUGCUGCUGUAGCUGAGCAGAACAUGUUCAACUCGGCGACUGAAACACUAAUCAUGACAAACUGAUGUGCACAGCUGUUUUAUGUGUAAAGCUACAAAAUGAAAAAUAUAUUUAUUGUCCCAUGCCUUGUUGAUUUACUUUGUUAUGAAAUUAAAAUAAAUUGUCAGAAUUUGAUGUUUUUUUUGUCAUUUCCUAUCACAGUUUUAAAUUGGGAUUCCACAGUGUCUGCACCAAAAUCAGCUUCACGACCAAUGCCCCCCAUUAAAAAAAAAAUAUAUAUAUAAGCCAAGUUCCCACAUCUGCAGUCCCCGCCAAGGUUUCUCAUUGCGUCCAGUGGGUUGACUUUUUUCUUGCCCUGAUGUGGGAUCUGAGCCGAGGAUGUCGUGGCUUGUGCAGCCCUUUGAGACAUUUGUGAUUAAGGGCUAUAUCAAUAAACUUUGAUUAAUUGAUCAUCCAACACGUCCAGACAUGUUCAUAUUUCAGACAUCUUCUGACUAGGUUGGAAUUGGUUUUGUAUUAAUACAAAUAAGGGAGUGGCAUUGGACAAAUUGU
This is a messenger RNA of Entelurus aequoreus (snake pipefish), 2495 nucleotides long. RefSeq names its product cyclin dependent kinase inhibitor 1A (gene cdkn1a). The coding region runs from base 150 to 650 and encodes 166 amino acids. The transcript is spliced from 3 exons. The record is from RefSeq and is a predicted model, not a curated record. NCBI's taxonomy places the organism in Eukaryota, Metazoa, Chordata, Actinopteri, Syngnathiformes, Syngnathidae. Gene Ontology annotation, biological process: regulation of mitotic cell cycle; signal transduction by p53 class mediator. Gene Ontology annotation, cellular component: nucleus. Gene Ontology annotation, molecular function: cyclin-dependent protein serine/threonine kinase inhibitor activity.